AUGGAAUACCUGUCUCGGCUGCUUCAACUUGGAUCUAUGCAACCUGCUUUUCGGUUCCACCCAAUGUGUAAAAGUCUCAAAAUCAUCAACUUAUGCUUUGCUGAUGAUUUAGUGAUAUUUUUCAAAGCUAACUAUGGCUCUGUUCAAAUUAUAAAACAGGUGUUUGAUGAUUUUUACAACAGUUCGGGUAUGAAGGCUAAUCUCAGUAAGUCUCAAGUGUUUUUUGGUGGCUUAUCUGCUCAAGAUAAGGCUCAGUUACAGGAAGUUCUCCAUCUUGAGGAAGGCUCUUUUCCCCUCAAAUAUCUUGGGAUUCCUAUGCGUCCUACUAAAUGGAAAGAGGCUGACUGUGGUGAAAUUUUGAAAACAAUUAAGCUUCGUCUUCACACUUGGUCUAGUAGGCAUUUAUCUUAUGCAGGUAAGGUUCAGCUUAUUACCUCAGUUCUUCUAGGGCUGCGUAACUAUUGGAUGAAUAUUUUCUUAUUGCCUCACAGUGUUAUAAAAGAAGUUGACAAACUAUGCAUGUGGUUUCUUUGGGGCAACAAUGGGUCCAGGAGUAACUUCCAUCUCACUUCCUGGUCUAAAGUUUGUUUGCCGAAAUCUCUUGGAGUAUUGGGCUUUGGUGAAGGAUCUAAAUGGAACAAGGCCAUGCUUGGGAAAUUUAUUUGGGCAAUAAACCAUCAACAGGAGACUUUAUGGGAGGAUAUUGUUAAUGCUAGUAGUCAUGGGAAGUUUAAAAUUGGACUGUUGUAUGCUAGGCUUAUAUACCAAGCUCUUGCCAAAUAUCAUCAAUUUGUUUGGAGCCGAAUGAGUGUUCCCAAGCAUAAAUUCAUCACAUGGCAAGCUGUUAACUCUAAGCUCUUAACCAGAGAUCAUCUUCUUCGAGUUUUUAUGGUUCUUGACUCUGUUUUGUGCCCAGUUUGUGAGCUGGUUGAUGAAAGCCACAACCACUUGUUUUUUGAGUGCUUGUUUUCCCAGCAGGUGGUUCGGCUGAUUCAGGAAUAG
This is a messenger RNA of Humulus lupulus (European hop), 1002 nucleotides long. RefSeq lists its product as uncharacterized. The record is from RefSeq and is a predicted model, not a curated record. Lineage: Eukaryota; Viridiplantae; Streptophyta; Magnoliopsida; Rosales; Cannabaceae. The coding region runs from base 1 to 1002 and encodes 333 amino acids. The transcript has 2 exons.